AUGAAGGUAUUUGAUUGUGAUUGUCAUUUUUCUUCUUAUUUAUAUACUUUUGAACAUAGCAUAGGUGUUCUGCUGUCGUUUCUAGAUGCUUUGUUAAAUACAUAGAAAAAUAAAAAUAAAAAAUAAAAUAAAUACAAAAUAUGAAAAUAACUAUUCAAUUUGGUGGAGGUGUUCAUCUCCUCUUUGGCAAUAUAAAGUUACAUGAAAUAGACCUCCCAGAUAGGGAGAAACAUUGGACCAUUGGAGACUUGUUAUUAUGGAUGACAGAUAAUUUGCUACAAGAAAGACCUGAGCUUUUUCUUCAAGAUAAAUCUGUGCGCCCAGGAAUUUUAGUUAUAGUCAAUGAUACUGAUUGGGAACUACUGGGAUGUGCUGAUUAUGUCAUUCAACCCAAAGAUACAAUAGGUUUCAUAUCAACUUUGCAUGGAGGAUAA
Psylliodes chrysocephalus is the source of this 434-nucleotide messenger RNA. The record is from the annotation of a GenBank genome assembly. Lineage: Eukaryota; Metazoa; Arthropoda; Insecta; Coleoptera; Chrysomelidae.